Trichoderma harzianum CBS 226.95 is the source of this 432-nucleotide messenger RNA. RefSeq lists its product as hypothetical. Bases 1 to 432 code for a protein of 143 amino acids. The transcript has a single exon. Lineage: Eukaryota; Fungi; Ascomycota; Sordariomycetes; Hypocreales; Hypocreaceae. The record is from RefSeq and is a predicted model, not a curated record.
AUGCGUACACCUAUUGGACUACCUGCUCUGGCUUUAUUUGGCACCUGGGGCGGCGCCCACAGUCUUGCCGUGGAUGUUGCUACUCAUGUUAACGCAACCACGCCCUCCAAAGCCGCAGCGAUCUUCGGACCUGUGGUAAUGGUCCGUUGCAACGCCCAUAUUGCGGGUGCACAUCACGAUGGCUGGUAUCAAGAGUGCAUGGACAAAAUGGCUGGUCAAUGGGGCUUGAAAUCUGCAGCCGACGUAGGCCAUUUCAACGACGGGUGGGGUUGUAAGUGUAGAUAUUCUUCAAGUACGCCGGGAGCUUGGAAAGUUGUCCGACAGCAUCUUUGGGAUGCUGUUAUAAGCAAAGAUGUUUCCUGCAGCGAUGCUCUCUACCUUAACUCGGAGAUAGGCAAUGGGGUCACAGAAUUGAGGUUCUGGUGCAGAUAA